Messenger RNA from Nematostella vectensis (starlet sea anemone), 7678 nucleotides. RefSeq lists its product as uncharacterized. The coding region runs from base 5319 to 7598 and encodes 759 amino acids. The record is from RefSeq and is a predicted model, not a curated record. Lineage: Eukaryota; Metazoa; Cnidaria; Anthozoa; Actiniaria; Edwardsiidae. The transcript is spliced from 7 exons.
CUUAUUUUGGAAAAACUUGCCAUUUUUUUUGCUCUGUCGUUAUAAUCCAAUCAGAGCGCACAAGCCAUGAAGCGAAGAAUCCAGUUUUUCUCUCGUUGAAAUAUUACUAAGAUGGAAAGCUUUAAAGCAAGGUUCGUCAAGUCUGAACUAUCGUCAAAACGAAGCUUUGCAAUUAUCAGUAGGGAACUUAAAAUGUUUUGUACAGAAUUGUACAUGUUAAAAUGCUGUGUUAUUUUCGUAUAUAAGCAUAUACGAAAAGCAGAUCUUGAAGGCUGGCUUUCACAUGGUGCUUGCGCGCCACAAAAGAGAAAUUCAGCGACAGAUAAAUUUGUUUGUUUUUGAAGCCAAAAAAGCAACUGAGGAGAUCAAAUUAACUAUUUUUGAAUUUGUCCCCCGAUCCCACAUCGCGAUUAUGUUGUUUCUACAGCUUUUCGCAAAUCGUUCCAUUUGGCAUUAACUUCAUCAGAAUAGACCUUAUAGAAAUCGUACUGAUUACCGCGGUGUUCAUUGUCUAGUUCCAUCAGUCCAAUAUAUCACUAGAUUUCAAGGUUUAUAAAUAUAUCAUAUGCUGCGGUAGCGUGGGUGAAAGGAGUUCAACGUCGCUCAGAAGACGAUGUACAGUCGAUUCUCGUCAACCGGCUUUGCGACUACGCGAACCGUACCCUGGUUCCAGAUCCUCGAACGUCUCUCUAUUUAGUGGCCAGCGAGCUUGAGGCGUUGGUGUUGAUAUGUUUGUAGCCUAACAAGGGGAGGCCUGGCUGCAUGUUUAUUAAAUCUGUAAUAAGUCAGUUAAUUACCUCGAGCCUUCGGCAAUAAGCUUAUACAUCGCUCGGCCUGCGGCCUCGGGACUGGAACCAAGGUAAUAUUACCGCGUCUGGACUGGAACCAAGGUAAUAUUACCGCGUCUUAGCCUGGAGUUAUGCGGUGGCUAAUAUAUGCAGUUAGGCGCUUCAGUGGUUUUUACCCAUGCUUACAUGCGGGCGGGCUUGUCGCGUAGUCGCAAAAGCCGGUUGACGACAGACAACCUUUUGUCAUUGGACUCUAUAGCUCCUAUACACUCCUACUCCCUUGCUACUCAAAUAAGGUAAGCGAACAAUUGAAAAAAAUAAAGUAUAUUAAACGAAAGUAGAUCAGCUACUAACUUGCCAUAACUAGUUGAAUGCAUUUACGAAAAACUACCGAAGAAAAUAUAUAGGCAUGAAAAUACAAGUGGAUGAGUAUAUUUGUUGUUUGUUCUCGGUGCAAAAAAUGUAGACAUUUGUAGAAAAUGUUCCCAUCUCUUUAAAACCAAUCCAUGCAUUUUGCAUCAGCACUAAACAAAAUAUUGUGUUUUCUAGUAAGCCGUGAAAAGUGAUAGCACUUAGAUCUUAUGGUCUUCUUGCCAUCACUUGUAAAAUACUACUAUGUUGACGCAUUCAGCCUUAAUUCUCUAUAUAGCUGGAAUAAUAUUAUGAAAAUUGAACAAACAUGGGAGACAUUUUAACUACUUUUUUAGAAAUAAUCAGUGGUUUUUCUUUACGCUCCUUAAAGUAAUUCAAGAAAUUAAUGUCAUGCUGAAUUAUUUACCGUGGCUUGGUGUUUUGAUGAGGAAAGGCUCGAGUACUCUUAAAGUAGUAGUCUGUGUUUUUACCAAUAGAUUUUAAUCUCUCUGGCAGUCUACUACGACUGCUGCGGUAGCGAAAUGUUUCAUUAUAUCAAUUCGUCACCAGUCAACCAGAAGUGUCGUUUAAAGACUCAAAUGAUCUUUCCAUUUAUCGCAUCACGUUAUAAGAAGUAGUAUCAAUCAGUUUGCAUCUCUGAUUGGCUCUUGCAUAUCCUGCGGCAUUGCAUUGAUGGCGAAACGUUGGCUAGACGCUGGCCUAGCAAUGCUGGCGCAGUUUGGCUGGUGCUGGCGAAAUUUUGAUUGAGUUCAAACUCUUGGUCAGCACUUCGCCAGCAUCGCCUUUGUCUCGUUGUCAACCUAGUAAAUCACAGCUUUGCUGGCACGGUCUCCACACGAACCCAACAAUGCUGAGCGCAUUUGCAUCGCCUAAAUGAAAUAGCUCGCGUCCAAAUAAUGCUGUCAUUUCAAGGAGAAAAAAAAUGUUAUCACAUCUAUAAUGAAAACGUCGCAAUUUUUUUGGUUGAGAAACCGAUAUAUUACUGAAAUGUAUCAUGCAGAACACAACCCAUCGUACUAGUUUCUAAUCAUCAGAUUAGGAUAGUGGAAAGGGUCGUCGACCGGCUCUCGUAGAAUGCGUCUUGACGGGCGAAUAGGCGAAUAUAUAACGAAAUAUUGCGAAUAAUAUAUCAUUUUAAAGCUGAAUAAAUGUAGAAUACUAUCAUGUAUUUACAUUUAGUGAUUUGUUUAUACGGUAUGAAGCGCGCCCCGAAAACUGACAAAACAAGUGGUGUUUACAAAUCGAGUUAUAGUACCACAGGUUUACCACGUGAAACCGGCUCAAACGCAGAAUAUCAAUCAGCACAUAACAAACACCAAAAUCGUGUCUGCGAAUUUUGAUUGGUUGUUUUGUUCGAAAGGAAAUGGUUUUUAAAGUAGUAAGACGUUCUGCUACCCGAUCUUCGUUACAUAACAGUUUAUAAUUUGGCAAAAGAAAGGACUCUCGAAAAUCGCAGACACGAUAUUAAUCUCAAGUUAUCGACUAAAACAAUGUUUCAAACAUGAACUCUUUACGAUAAAUUGUGUUGUGCCAGCUUCUUAAAGCACGCAGAUUGGAGCAAAACUCAUAGCAGAGAUAUUCGCCGCUAAAGCUAAGUAAGCAUAAGAGGAUUAAGAGGCAAUCUGUCACUACCCUCUUCACCAUUAACACAAGCGCCGACAAGCUCCCCGCUGGUGGGAUACGGCUCCCUAUUUUUCACGGGGAGCUCGUAAUAUGAGCACUGAGAACUCUUCGUGCCUGCGUUGUAGCUCAUCACAAAUCGCAACCAGUAAGAAGCUAUGGCAAAGACAUAAAAUGCGUCAAAGAGAGUGAGCAAAAAAGAAAGCGUGAAACCUCGAUUUAAUAAGUAAAGGCAAGCCACUAAGGCUAAGGCCACUAAACAAACGUGGUGCUGCAACUCCCCAAGUUAUCGAAAAUGCUCUUGCUUCUUUGGAUCCACGAGAUAAAUGAUAUCACCCUGGCUUCCAGAGGCUGAAUAUCCGCUUUUCCCGUAUGCUAGGGGCGCUUCGCUCGAAAAACUCUCGGAGCCUCUGGUUUUCAGGGUAAAAUGAUAUUCGCUUCAUUUAAAAAUCUUUCAAUACGUGAACGAUCCAUUUUUGUCCAGAUAUGAUGGUUGAUAGCCACGGAUUUCGGUUAGAUUUCGCUUUAGGUUUUACCACGUUUAAGUUCGGAAAAGUCGAUGGAGUCACAGUAUAAUAAUAAAUGCUUAUAGGAAUUAUAGUUUGAGAAGUACGCGAGAGUGGCGCCGAAAUUAUAAUAACGCUGUGUUGUGUCACCCCAGAUUUGAAAACUCCCGGAUAACGAGCACCAAAUUGGUUGUGGGAAAGGAUUAAAGGAUUUGUGACACCUUUCGUGUUAUGUCUAUAUUCGACGGAAAACGAACUUUUCUUGUAACUCGCGAUUCUUUUGAGAUAAAAAGAAAAUUCUUUUUGGAAAUUGUAGUUUUUUUGUUACCAAAUCAAUUCGAAUUUUUUUUAAAAAAUGGGUCAGAGAGUGCUUCUGACCCUUUCCACUAUCCUUAAAUUCAUUGUCCUCUUGUCACUUGUUGAAUGGCGACCCUACAACGAUACCGUAGACCCAAAUGGCUUUAUUUCGGCUGAAUUUUUUUUAUUAUGCCAUUCGAUGGCAAUAGGCACACUCUAGCUAGAUGUUAGCAAAAUAAUACAACCAAAAUCUUAAAAACUCCGCCAGAUAUUCAAGAAAAACCGAAUUCGAACGAGUGUAGCGUUAUUCUCGAAGGCGUCAAUAAUCCCAUAAUCCUGUUUACUUAGCUCCCGCGAUCAACAUCCGGGGAACUUAGUUUUACGGCUUUUCCCUCUAAUUAGCAUACAAGCGCGUCAGUACGCUUAUCGACGUUUUAUCAGAGAUUUAUCCGUAUUUAUAUCAACUUUAUAAGCGUUUACUCUAAAUUUUGCUUAGUUGUAAACUACGCCAUGAUUAAGUAAGAAUCCUUGGCUUCCUUCGAAGAGGGAUAAGCGACGAAAAAAGCCCAAAACAUAGAGUUGUCUCCGUUCGCGGUCUUUUAAGUUUUCCGCGCUUUUCUUUUCUUUGGUGCAAGCUCGCUUCGGUCUAGGCAUCUUCCUUCACUUGCACGACUAGCGCAAUGACAUUUGAGCGCCUAAGAGUUUUCCCGCUGCGUGUAGAGCGUGCAAUGCGAUUGGUUGCCAUACGCGGCUCAAUUUGCUCUUCGUCUAUCAUUACUGUCACGCUGCCUCCAAUGUUUACACAACUUGAAUCCCCGAUAUCUCGCAAUCAAAUUUCACCCCAUCUUCCUCUAAAUAUGUGAAUUAAAGGUACACUUCUAACUGCCCGAUUCCUGCGCAACUUGGCAAGCGUCUAGUAUAGAUAUUGUUCUGUCACACCGUGCCGCGGAUAAUCAAUAGCUUUUUUUGCUACUGACUUAAUUAGCGCGUUGUAGCCAAAGAAGCAAAAUUAUUCCACGCCUAACUUUGACCCUUGAUUAUUAAUCAACGAGGCUGUGUGACGUUAAAUGUAGACACGGUUUGUCAGUUCAGUACAUGACGAAAGAUAUAAAACAGAUCCCGGGAGGUUAUGCGCUUUUGGUGUGCAUAAAUAAUUCGCAUGUUUAAAAAUGGUCGAUUUCGCACUUCGGACCAGGCAAAAGCACUCAAAAUUAAGCGCGUAUAAAUAAUGAUUAUUUGAGGAGGAAAGUUAAAUCAUUUAGCUUUAAAUUGAUAUAUAGUUUGUUGGCAUUUGCUUUAAUCCGACGCGAGCGCGAGCGAUUUUUCCGGGACGAUCGGGGUAAUUACCGCUUGGGUCUACGGUAUCCUUAAGAGAAAAAAUAGACCCAAAAUCAACAUGAAUCCAAGGUGGGUUCCUUUUGGAAAACACAAGUAAAAUGGUGAAGUCUUGGGUUGUCUGUGGCCGCGCAGCCUUUUAAUGACGUCAUUUGGUUGAAAUUCCUAGAAACCUCCCCGCUUGGUCAUGAGUUCUCGUCGCCUAUUGGUGAGUUUUGAGUUUUUCGGUACUGUUUUCUAUACUUCAUUUACGAUUUGCAAACUUACGAUUUUCUCCUCAGAUCAAAUGGUUCGUUCUUCUAUUGGUGUUUGGUUUCUUUUAUGUUGCAAGCGUGGUCUACUUUAGCUGCCAACAUUCUUCUCUAAGUACUAAUUACAUAACAUAUGAGAUGCUGCGUUUAUGACUGACAAGUUUUUGGGAAAUCACCGGGAGGGUUUCUUACCUGAGCCGACGGUCUGUCACUUCACUGGACUGCGGAAGGUUUCCCAGAGACAUGCACAAAAGACGUCGGCUAAUAUUUCAUGUAUCCCACAUAAGCCAUCCACGAAGGCUUGCCUUGCUGCGAACGCUAUGUACGGCGGUCCACAAGAGAACCUAACGAGCCGACGAUGUGACGAGAGGCAAUACAAGGCCAUUUGCGCCUUUUCUGCGGUAAAUUGCUCUACUCUGCGCUGCGAUUGGUCUAUUUGUCGCGGUAACGAGGUUUACCUUGGUGUUAUGAGCAAUUCCCUUGGGGUCGUCAUGUGGCGACUCGUGCGUCCGCUGACGGAGAGCGUGGUGAUGGGGUUCAUGAAGAAAACGCGUCGCCAGGGUCACGAGUUCUGUUUUAUCAAGUGUGGUCUGAUUAUGCAGGUGGUGGUACACAAGCCGAAGGUCAGGAUGAGUCGAAAGACAAGGAAUCCCGGCGUCCCUAUGUCUAUGAACAUCAACAUCGUCCUACUUGAUUCCAUCGCAAGACCCCAUUUCUACCGAGUCAUGCGCAAAUCGGUAUCGGCGCUACGAGAUGUCGUAUAUCGCGAGUCGGUAAAUGCGACAGUCCUCGACUUCGAGAUGUUCCAAGCCGUAGGUCAACACACGUUUGAGAAUUUGCGGCCACUAUUCUCGGGUAGGACAGCAAACCACUCAGCAGACAGCCUUGGUAUCCAAGUGCUUUUCUCUCACUUCUUUGAGCGUGGUUAUCAGACGUUGUUCCAGGAAGACUUAUGCUGGUUUGACGAGUGGGGGACUCAUCUCACAAAUCUACGAAGUCGUCCCGACAUGCCCCGUACAUCGGCAGCUUAUCGGAAAAGAUGGAGGGCGUUUCAGGAGUUAGUGAACACGUAUAAUAUCGACAACUACGGACUCACACACUUCUCGUGUGAAGUCUUAAAUCAAUACGGCUACACAAACCCGUACGACAGACCGGGAAAGAUCUGCUUGAACGGAAGAUUCAUCAGCAGUUACUUCCUCCAGUACAUCAAGUCAAUACUCUCUAGGAUACGCUCAAAUAAGAAAGCGCUACCUCUUCUAAGCUACUUGCAUCUAAACACUGGACACAAUGACUGGGGAACGAGAAUACGUAACGUGGAUUCGGCGCUCGCGAGAUUCAUAUCGACCAUGUCUCGGGAUGAUGGUACUCUGAGUAUCAUAAUGUCCGAUCAUGGACACACGCGAACGCCGUAUGCGCGGACCUCAGAGGGCAUGCGCGAACUGUAUAACCCAUUCCUUUUUAUGAUCGUCCCACAUGGAGUAGCAGCUGCGCUUGGAAAAUCUGUUGUUGCAGCGCUUGUACAGAACCAACGGCGGCUCUUCACAACGCUUGACCUUCAUCACAUGUUGAAAUCAAUUCACGGAAAUUCCAAGCCCCAUAAACCUGCAGGUCUAUUAGCAUUGUUGCCAAGCAACAGGACAUGUGCUGAUCUUCCCAUAAUGCCUCUCGCGCAGUGUAGAUGCGAGGUCGCUAUAGAGAGUUUCGAGGAUGGCUCGCCUAAGCAUGUGUGGCUGGCGGAGUUUGCGCUUGGAUGGCUUAACAAUCUGAUCCACAAACAGUAUGUUAGUGAAAAAAAGCCAGGACCAAGCUCUUUCGGAAUGUUGGGAUAUGGAAGAUGCUCUCACCUGAUUGGCCAAUCCUUCACCAACGUCAGAGAACGCCAUUCAGGAAACUACGUAUACGCGUCAAUCGACAUUCACGUGUCCACCGAGCAUGCGCGUAAUGGUAUCUUCCAAGUGGCCCUUAAACGGACAACAAACGGAGAAAGCCUGGAACUAGUUUCGUGGAAUCGCCAUUCGCUGUACAACCCUUUUAAAACUUGCAAAGAUCGGCAAGUAGAUGUGCAGCUCUGUAUUUGUAAUACGAAAAAGCUAAACAAUACCAAUAGCGCCAGGGCCCUGAAUACGUUGAUCCCUAAGACUGUAUUUGGAGUGGCGCCAGUCUUAGAAACGCUGUACUCAAACUGUUUGUUUCUUGUCAGAAGGGAUCACUGUGGAAUUUCUACCGCGUAUGAACUAGCGAAUUCCUGUCAUGGCAGAAGUUUCAUGGUUGAUGUGAGUGGUUCGUCACUUGAUGACGUCAUAGUGUCCAGGGGCUUGCCUUUUGUGAGCACUGUUCAGUAUAGAACUGUGUCAUUCUUGUUUUCGGUUAUAAGGAAGGUAUAUGAUGGACGCUCGUUUCAGCCGAGAAUUGUAGUGACAGUGCUAUGACCUGAUGACGGAAUAAAUUUAUUUUGCCAAAAAAGGACUUUCUUUUAGGUUUUUAGCUGAAUCCCUAAAUGAUUCUCCAU